CUCAGAACCAUCAGCUGGACACAGUUGAAAGCUCGGGGUUGAAGCUGGGCGCAAGAGGGCUGCAACGGGAACGGGUGUGGCAAGAAGGGAAACGGAGGAAGCUGGUGGUCAAGCAAGGAAAGAUUUUGAGGACAGACAUUUCUGAGGCGCCAUGCAAGCUCUGAAGGAGGUUUUGAGGCGGGCGCCCCACCUUGCAAAUCCGAUUUGGCAGAGAGCAGUCAUUGAAGAGACAGUAGCACCAUGCAUGAGUUUGGCCCUUAGAAGAUUACGCAACCUGAGUUCGUCAGAGUGUCGAUGUGGACAAAUGAUGAAGGCGGAGGCGGCUGGGCAAAGAGAAUCGUCCUUAAGUGGGUCCUUCGGGCGGCAUCAAAGUAGAGGGUUUGCGGCGGAGGCGGCAGCACUGGCUGAUGAAAAGGAGACGAUCCAGGUUACCUUUGUAGACAAGAAUGGGGAGGAGAAGCAGAUACGAGUCCCGAUGGGUGUAAAUAUGCUACAAGCAGCACAUGAUAAUGACAUAGAAUUAGAAGGUGCUUGCGAAGGGUCUCUUGCGUGUUCAACAUGCCACGUCAUCAUAAUGGACCAGGACUUGUACGAUAAAAUGGAGGAACCGUCAGACGAAGAGAACGAUAUGCUGGACCUCGCUUUCGGGCUCACAGAAACGUCGCGGCUGGGGUGUCAAGUAGUAGCGAGUCCGGAGCUAGAUGGGAUGAAGCUCCGGCUACCGGCCGCGACUAGGAACUUUUAUGUGGACGGACAUAAACCGGAGCCGCAUUGAGGUUGGGGUAAGCAUAGGCAUGCAGUCUAUGCUCUUUGGGGUAGAGCUAGCGGAAAGGUUCUGCACACACAAUUGCUCGCAUAGACACAUGUCUGAACACGUGGAAGAUAUCUACAGUUGUCUGCAGUCUCUGUGGUUCUAAGAAAACAUUCAUUGUGAAAUGGAGCGGAUCAUAUUUUCACAUCAGAG
Messenger RNA from Klebsormidium nitens, 964 nucleotides. The record is from the annotation of a GenBank genome assembly. NCBI's taxonomy places the organism in Eukaryota, Viridiplantae, Streptophyta, Klebsormidiophyceae, Klebsormidiales, Klebsormidiaceae.